Scheffersomyces stipitis CBS 6054 is the source of this 219-nucleotide messenger RNA. RefSeq names its product DNA-directed RNA polymerase core subunit (gene RPB10). Lineage: Eukaryota; Fungi; Ascomycota; Pichiomycetes; Serinales; Debaryomycetaceae. The record is from RefSeq and is a predicted model, not a curated record. The transcript has a single exon. Gene Ontology annotation, cellular component: RNA polymerase III complex; RNA polymerase II, core complex; RNA polymerase I complex. Gene Ontology annotation, molecular function: DNA-directed RNA polymerase activity; zinc ion binding; DNA binding. The coding region runs from base 1 to 219 and encodes 72 amino acids. Gene Ontology annotation, biological process: transcription by RNA polymerase I; tRNA transcription by RNA polymerase III; transcription by RNA polymerase II.
AUGAUCAUUCCUAUUCGUUGUUUCUCGUGCGGCAAGGUUGUUGGAGACAAGUGGGAAACCUACUUGGAAUAUUUGCAGGACGAAUCCAUGACCGAAGGAGAUGCUUUGGACAAGUUGAAGUUGAAGAGAUACUGCUGUAGAAGAAUGGUGUUGACCCAUGUUGAUUUGAUCGAGAAGUUCUUGCGUUACAAUCCGUUGGAAAAGAAGGAGAUUAAUUAG